UUCAUUUCAUCGUCUUCAAGAACUGCUACUGAUCUAAAGAGCUAACCAAAAAAAAAAAAUAAAAAAAUGAGAAGCUUCAAUUUCUUCGGUAGAUUAUGUACGGCUUUCCAUGACUAUCCUUCUCUUUCUAAGAUCAUCGUCGUCUCUACACUCAGUAGCGGAAGCCUUAUAGCUUAUUCUGAGGCAAACACAAACAAUGGAAAUAGAGGCCGUGUUGCUCAUGCUGAUGCUGUUGCAUCCAAGAAAAAGAAGGUGGUGGUGCUCGGAACUGGUUGGGCAGCAAUGACUUUCUUGAAGAAUCUCAAUAACUCUAUUUACGAGGUGGAAGUUGUGUCUCCUCGUAAUUUCUUUCUCUUUACCCCAUUACUACCGAGUGUUACUUGCGGUAAAGUAGAAGCUCGUAGCAUCGUUGAGCCAAUUCGCAACAUCAUCAGAAAGAAAAAUAUUGACGUCAGUUACCGUGAAGCUGAAUGUACCAAAAUAGAUCCUGCAAAUAAUAAAAUUUACUGCCGUGCCACUGCAAAUACCAAUUCAAAGCGGCGAGAAGAGUUUGCAAUAGACUACGACUACCUUAUUAUUGCUGUUGGAGCUCAGGUUAACACCUUUAACACCCCUGGUGUCGAGGGAAAUUGCCAUUUCUUAAAGGAAAUUGAUGAUGCUCAGAAGAUUCGGCGGAAUGUCAUUGACGCCUUUGAGAAGGCAAGCCUACCAAAUUUAACUGAAGAGGAGAGAAAGAAAAUUCUUCACUUUGUGGUUGUUGGUGGUGGCCCUACAGGUGUGGAAUUUGCUGCUGAACUUCAUGAUUUUGUGAACGAAGAUGUGGUCAAACUAUAUCCAAUGGUCCAAAACUUUGUGAAAAUAACAGUUCUUGAGGCCACAGAUCAUAUAUUGAACAUGUUUGACAAAAGAAUCACAAAGUUUGCUGAACACAAAUUUGGAAGAGAUAAUAUUGAAGUGAAAUUAGGAUCAAUGGUUACAAAAGUGACUGAGAAUGAAAUUUGUACAAAAGCAAAAGGUAGCGACAAAACAACUUCUAUGCCAUAUGGAAUGGUUCUCUGGUCAACCGGCAUUGGGCCACGUCCAAUCGUAAAGGACUUUAUGAAGCAAAUUGGUCAGGGUAAUAGGCGUGCUUUAGCAACUGAUGAAUGGCUAAGAGUAGAGGGAGUUGGUAACGUUUAUGCACUUGGUGACUGUGCAACUAUUAACCAACGGAAAGUCAUGGAAGACAUAACAGAAAUAUUUAAAAAGGCAGACGCGGAUAACUCGGGAACGCUGACACUCAAAGAAUUUCAAGAUAUCAGUAAUGAUAUUUGCGAAAGAUACCCUCAAAUGCAGCUUUAUCUGAAGAGCAAACCAGUGCGUAACAUUUUCGAUCGUCCAUCCCAAGUCAAAGGAAAAGCUUCAAAAGAAUCAAUUGAGCUGAGUAUUGAAGAAUUUAAAUCUGCUCUUUCCGAAGUUGAUACUCAGUUGAAGAAUCUGCCCGCGACUGCACAGGUUGCAAAUCAACAAGGAGCUUAUCUCGCUAAGUGCUUCAAUCGAAUGGAAGAGUGUGAAAUUAAUCCUGAAGGUCCCACUAGGAUCAGGGGAACAGGUCGCCAUCGUUUCCGUCCCUUUAGGUACAGGCACUUGGGACAAUUUGCUCCUUUGGGAGGGGAGCAAACAGCUGCACAACUUCCUGGUGAUUGGGUCUCAAUCGGACACAGCUCGCAGUGGCUCUGGUAUUCCAUCUAUGCAAGCAAGCAAGUAAGCUGGCGUACAAGGGCAUUGGUGGUCUCCGACUGGAUACGACGUUUUAUUUUUGGGAGGGAUACCAGUGGUAUUUAAGGUACAUUAACAGGUCUCUCUCGGUCUAGCGUUUGGAGGUACUGCUACAUAAACAUAUUGGAACGCUGUAGAGGUUUUUUGGUAUAAAGAUAAAUUUAGCUCUUAACAUUUAUCUAUUUUGUCUUUUUGGUCCCAAUUUUUUUAAAUCAUUUGGCCCUUAACUUUCAAAUUUUAGUGAAAUUGCUCUGUUUUGAAUGGAAAAAUUGGCUGGACUGUUAAAAUUUUAAUGGCAUUGAUGUGGCAAUUCAUAUGAGUACUUUGACAUGGAUAAUUUUUUCUUGUAAAUUUUUUUUGAAAUUUAUUGAAUUUAUUAUUUUUUUAAAGUAUAUGUGGAUUAUCAUGUGAGUUGCCAAAUUAGUGUGGUUAAAAUUUUAACAUUCCAGUUAAAUUUUUAAUUAGAAAAAGCAAUUUGACUAAAAUUUAAAAGCUGAGGGUCAAAAUGUUAAAAAAAAAUCAGGGCCAAAAUUACGGAAAAGGUAAAUGUUAAGGGCAAUUAUUAUUAUCCCAAUUUUUUUCCUUAACCUUUUCUCGAUUCAUUCAUUUAAUAAUCAUUGCUGCAAAAUAGAGCUUUGAUCCCUUGGCAGUGUUUUCACGUUGCCAAAAUUUUGGAAUUAGUUGAUUCAAUCUUUACAUAGGGAAAUUAUGUACCUAUUCUCUCUGUCGUUUUUUUGGAGUUAUCUGCUUUUUUAAGCUAAA
Molecule: messenger RNA, 2520 nt
Organism: Gossypium raimondii (Peruvian cotton)
Lineage: Eukaryota; Viridiplantae; Streptophyta; Magnoliopsida; Malvales; Malvaceae
Product: external alternative NAD(P)H-ubiquinone oxidoreductase B2, mitochondrial
Exons: 10
Coding region: 67-1824 (585 amino acids)
Molecular function (GO): NADH dehydrogenase activity; calcium ion binding
Source: RefSeq, a predicted model, not a curated record